Messenger RNA from Pimephales promelas (fathead minnow), 5178 nucleotides. The record is from RefSeq and is a predicted model, not a curated record. NCBI's taxonomy places the organism in Eukaryota, Metazoa, Chordata, Actinopteri, Cypriniformes, Leuciscidae.
AUGUGACGGUCGGGAGACUCGGGACUGUAGUACUUAACGACUGCCGUUUAGUGCAGAUUAUCCCGGUCAAAAAAAUAAAUAAAAAUAAAAUAAAAACACACAAACGAGACGAGUUAGCUUGACAACGGAGAGGUUUUUAUUUUCUCUUAAUGUUGAAGGGGCUUCCAAAAAAAGUUACUCGUAAAUGUAGUCCAACACUUAGUAAACCGAGAUCUCGACGGUUAGCGCGCGAGCUGUCCCCUGCUAGCGUCUUGAAGUAAAGUAAAAACGAAGUAAAAGCGAAGUAAAGAUGGAGUUGGAGGAGGGUGUGCUUUACCAGGAGGACCCGGGCACUUCUGCGAUGAUGUCCGAGCGGGUGUCCGGCUUGGCGAGCUCCAUUUACCGCGAGUUCGAGCGGAUGAUCGGCAGAUACGACGAGGACGUGGUGAAGGAACUUAUGCCGCUGGUCGUGGCGGUUCUGGAGAACCUGGACUCGGUGUUCGCGGUGAACCAGGAGCACGAGGUGGACCUGGAGCUCCUGAAGGAGGACAACGAGCAGCUCAUGACCCAGUACGAGCGAGAGAAAGCGCUGAGGAAGAGCGCAGAAGAGAGAUAUAUUGAGUAUGAGGACUCGCAGGAGCAAGACAGGAAGGAUCUGCAGAACCGUGUGCAGCUUCUGGAGGCCCAAACCCGACAGAUGGAGCUCAAGACCAAGAACUACGCGGAUCAGAUUGGCCGAUUGGAAGAGCGGGAAGCCGAGCUGAAGAAAGAGUACAAUGCCCUCCAUCAGAGACACACAGAGAUGAUCCACAGUUACAUGGAGCACCUGGAACGAACCAAAUACCAGCAGCAAACGGGGGAGACGGCAGACACGGCCAAUCAGAGCCGCAUCAGGAAGGAGCGACCGGUCUCUCUGGGGGUUUUCUCGUUGCCGGGGAGCGAUGCGAUGAGCCCGGAUCUGCAUAGGGAAUCUGUGGAGACUCCAGGGACAGACACUUGGAGAUAUAACAAUCCCAGCCACCCUCGCUCCAACACCAGCCUCAAGUUGGAGGCGGACGGUAAGAGUUCACAGGACAGUUUGGAAACCCAUUGGACCGACUCCAGUAAGGAUGAACUCUCAGGCGCCGGUCAGGGACGAUCCAAACCCGAGUGUGACGAGCUCAUGGUGUCUGUGGAGGAGGAGGCCGAGGGUCCGCACGGGAACAUGGACUCGAGGAACGCCACACCAGACAGACUGAAGAACAUCAGCGUACAGGAGACGAAGGCAUCAGAGACGCCAUCCACAGGAGCCGAUCACAGUGAUAACCCAGAGCGGUCGGAGGUCCAGGCGAUCAUCGAGUCCACCCCAGAACUGGACAUGGACCUGAGCGGAUGCAAAGGCUCCAGCACUCCCAGUAAAGGCAUCGAGAACAUGGCGUUUGACCGCAACACCGACUCGCUCUUCGAGGAGCUCUCGUCUGCAGGAAAUGACCUCAUAGGAGACGUGGAUGAAGGCGCUGAUCUGCUGGACCUUAAUUUCUUUGGUAUGGGUCGUGAAGUCGAACAUCUGAUCCAUGAGAACACUCAGCUACUGGAGACAAAGAACGCUCUGAAUGUGGUGAAGAACGAUCUGAUCGCUCGUGUGGAUGAGCUGGUGUGCGAGAAAGACGUUCUUCAGGGAGAACUGGAGGUCCUGAAACAUGCCAAAGACAAACUGGAGGAGAGGAACAAACAGCUGGAGGACGAGCUCAAGCGAGUCCGAGCUGAGGCCGAGGAAGCCAAAGUGAAGACGAAAGAGGACGAUGAUAGCGACGUGCCGACGGCCCAGCGCAAGCGCUUCACACGAGUGGAGAUGGCUCGAGUCCUGAUGGAGAGGAACCAGUAUAAGGAGCGUCUGAUGGAGUUGCAGGAGGCCGUCAGGUGGACCGAGAUGAUCCGAGCAUCGAGAGAGAAUCCAGCCUUGUCGGAGAAGAAAAAGUCCAGUAUCUGGCAGUUAAGUUUCAGCAGACUCUUCAGCUCCUCGUCCGGCGCCGCGGGGAAGAAGCCGGACGCCCCGGUGAACCUGAAGUACAACGCUCCCACCGCACACGUGGUCCCGUCCGUCAAGAAGAGGAGCAGCACCAUCGCUCAGCUGCCCAGCGACAAAUCCAAAGCCUUCGACUUCCUCAACGAGGAGGCUGAGGUGGAGAGUGUGGUGUCCCGUCGAGAGCAGAAGAGAGCUCAGUAUCGGCAGGUGAAGGAUCACGUGCAGAAAGAGGACGGCAGGUUACAGGCGUGCGGAUGGAGUUUACCUCCCAAACACAAGGUUGCCGAUGGUGGACAAGCGGAGAACAAGAUCAAGAACCUGCCGGUGCCGGUGUACCUGCGGCCGCUGGAUGAGAAAGAUGCUUCCAUGAAGCUGUGGUGCGCUGCAGGAGUGAAUCUGUCAGGUGGUAAGACUCGUGACGGAGGCUCCAUCGUGGGAGCGAGUGUGUUUUAUAAAGACGUGUCUGGAGACGAGAGCGACUCCGUCAGCCUCAGGAGGAACAAGAGAGGAUCUCAGAGCAGCCUCGACCGACUCGAGCAGGAACUCACGGAGCAGGAGAAGGAGCUGAAGCAUCAGGAUGAGCUCUCCAGCCUGGUGUGGAUCUGCACCACGACACACGCCGCCUCAAAGGUCAUCGUGAUCGACGCCAACCAGCCCGGAAACGUCCUGGAGAGCUUCUUCGUCUGUAACUCUCACGUGUUGUGCAUCGCCAGCGUUCCAGGUGCUCGUGAGACGGAUUACCCCGUUGGAGAGGACCUGAGCGCUGGUGGCGAGGGUGAAGGUGCGCGUAAACUCAGCUGUGCAGACAGCACUGUGUCCACGGGCCCUGACAGGGGUCUGGAGGGCAUCACUGUCGUCGACUGCUCCACUGACGGACCCGUGGCCGUCCCUCAAACCGUCUGCAACAACUCCACCUCCGGGGAUGCGGUUUUGGGUCAGCACAGGCCGGACGCAGCGCCGUCAGCAGAAGAAGCUCUGGAGGCCACAGAAAGCAGCACUAGCACGCCUGUAGACGAGAGCCAGACCGGCAUCUACACCGAACACGUGUUCACCGACCCGCUGGGAGUGCAGAACAGCAGAGACACGCCGUCCAGCUACACUCAGAGGGAGUGUGACCUGGUGAAGGAUGGCGUCAGCUCAAUGUCUGAGGAACAGGACCUCAUGAGAGAGGAGGCCAGCAAGAUGAGCAGCGUUCUGCCUACGAUGUGGCUCGGCGCUCAGAACGGCUGCGUGUACGUUCACUCAUCCGUAGCGCAGUGGAGAAAGUGCCUUCACUCCAUCAAGCUGAAGGACUCUGUCCUGGGGAUUGUUCACGUGAAAGGACGUGUUCUGGUGGCCUUGGCUGAUGGCACGCUUGCGAUCUUUCACAGAGGUGCUGAUGGCCAAUGGGAUUUGACCAACUAUCACCUGCUGGAUUUGGGCCGUCCGCAUCACUCGAUCCGCUGUAUGACUGUAGUGCAUGACAAGGUGUGGUGCGGAUACAGGAACAAGAUCUUUGUGGUUCAGCCUAAAGCCAUGAAGAUAGAGAAAUCGUUCGACGCCCAUCCCCGUAAGGAGAGUCAGGUGAGGCAGCUGGCGUGGGACGGGGACGGCAUCUGGGUGUCUAUACGCCUGGACUCGACGCUCCGGCUGUUCCACGCACACACACACCAGCAUCUGCAGGACGUCGACAUCGAGCCCUACGUCAGCAAGAUGCUAGGCACCGGCAAACUGGGCUUCUCUUUCGUGAGGAUCACGGCGCUGACGAUUUCAUGCAACCGCCUGUGGGUCGGUACCGGAAACGGCGUCAUCAUCUCCAUCCCUCUAUCAGAGAGAAGUAAAGACACAUCAGCGUCGUCGAAUCGUCCCGGCGGUGCGAUCCGAGUCUACGGAGACGAGAGCAGUGAUAAGGUCACGGCGGGCACGUUUGUGCCCUUCUGCUCGAUGGCACACGCACAGCUGUGUUUCCACGGGCACAGAGAUGCCGUCAAGUUCUUCACCGCAGUCCCAGGUCAGGUGGUGUCGUCCACAGGCUCGGGUGUCGAGGCGAACGCUGACGAGUCUCCCACGCCAGAUCUGAUGAGAUCUGUGCUGGUCAUGAGCGGAGGAGAGGGGUACAUCGACUUCAGGAUGGGGGAUGAAGGAGACUCAGAAAACCUGGAUGAACCCACACUGAAACUACAGCCCUUCCUGGCCAAAGCUGAGCGCAGUCACCUGAUCGUGUGGCAGGUCAUGGCCAAUGAGGAGUGACGUCACCUGAUCAUGUGACGAGUCAUGGCCAAUGAGGAGUAAACCUUUCUCACUCAGUUCCGCUUUAUUCAAGAUGUUAAGCAUUGGCUUAUAGUAUUUCUCUCAUGCAAAUCUGUGUGUGUCCUGGGGCGAAAUCACAACAGACCACAAUGCACUGCAUCUUGAGGUUUCGUGUCGGGUGUAAACGGUUUUGUUUGUGGGAAGAAGAGGUUUCACAGAUCGAAAGCACUAUGAGUGCUAAAGCAAUAUCCUCAUAUGAAUGUCACCAAAGGACACAGAAAAGUAGAUUUUAUAGUCUCACUGCGAUCAUGUCGGAAACUUUACGUUGUGCUCGUCCGCUGUCUUUUUUAACACUAGAGCAGUUUUUGCAGGAAAGCAACGUGUAGAUAAACGAGCAGAGACAAAGGCAUAUUUUUAUGAGACUUUUGUACGCGUCUUUUAGACUGUAAUCUGCCGUUCUGCUGGGUCCGCUCGCAAACUGGCCAUCGCAGUAUUUAUUUCUACGAACGAGCAUUUGCUGUUCAGAAUGUAACUCUGUACAUUGAAUAUAAAUAUAUAAAAUUACAAAUAUGUAUAUGAAACGUAGACUGCUUGAUUUUAUUCUUUUUUAAACAUGAUUGAUCGAGUGUGGAUGGAUGGCUUAUAGAAAUGUACCUUCAAUGAUCUAUGCACUAUUUUUUAAGGACCGCAGGGGUGUGUGUGUGUGUGUGUUUAGAUGAGUGUGUUUGUGCAACAGGUAGAGUGAACCGUCCCAUGAUGACAUCAGCGUCCCAUAAAUAUGUCCAUCCUUCUCAUCUUUGCCUUAAAUCUAUUAAACUGACAUUCAUUUUUGGGGAACUUGCUGUGUUAUUAUUAUUAUUAUUAUUAUUAUGUGCAAUUGACAGGAUGAUUUAUAGAUGCACAUAAAAUGUCCUUUACUGAGAAGAAUCCAUAAAGCAAUUCAUAAAUAAAGGAAAGCAAACAUG